Molecule: messenger RNA, 8500 nt
Organism: Peromyscus maniculatus bairdii (prairie deer mouse)
Lineage: Eukaryota; Metazoa; Chordata; Mammalia; Rodentia; Cricetidae
Gene: Plekhm3
Product: pleckstrin homology domain containing M3
Source: RefSeq, a predicted model, not a curated record
GCGAGAAGCCGCUUGUAAACAGAGCCGGGCCGGGAUGGUCGGCGGCAGGAGCGGAGCCGCUGGCGGUGAGGAGGGCGGGCUGCCUGGGUCGGGGCCCUGCCGGGGGUCGGCUGCAGGCCGCGCGGGCGACCGGACCCAAGCCACGGAAAUCCAGGAUUGGUGCUGCAUUUCUCUCACAAAUACUGCCCUGCUGUCUUCACAGAGGCCUCCGAGAAUAAGUUCCCCAUGUGUCUGGCCUCCUCUGGGCAGCCAGAUGAAGGGUACUUCCACCGGUUCCCACGGCUGCACUGCUGAGCCACUGCUCUGUGUUGGCUGAAUGUUCGUGACAGCCUCUCCUGAAGUGGCUUAGGAGGCUUAGACCCUGUGUCAUGGAAGCUUUGGAAGUGGAUGACAUCAGCCCUGCCUUAGAGGUGACUGAGGACUUCUUUAGCACUUUCGAUAGUAAGCUGGAAAAGGCCGUACAGCAAGCAGAGGUGUACGGGAUCCAGGAAGUCCCUGAGCUGGUGGGGCACGAGGUACUCAGUAACCUAACAGACAAUGGUGCUUUGAGAAAUGUUGCCUCCCUGGGCAAGGGGACCAUGAUUUGGGACCACUGUAAGAGCAGGCUCCUCGAAACCAAAGCUCAAAAUGUCUUCCCGGCCAAAGAGCAGCUCAUGGUCCAGAGAGGGACCGCCCCAGACAACCUCUCCUGGAUGGAGCAAAAGGAAGCGUCAACCUUCAACUUCUUCAACUUCUGUCAGCGUCGGAGGGACAGACCUCGCUCCGUGAAUGACUUAUUGGAUGAGACCACCACUUUCAAGCCGGGACAUGCUCGGUCAAGGUCCGACAUCACCCACGUAGACUGGCGGCUGGUCCUCAGCACCAUGCCGCAGCAGCAGCAGCAGCAGCAGCAGCAGCUGGCCCUUCAAGGCCCUCACUUUGCCAGGCCGUCUUUCCUGUUGCCUUCGCCCAGUAAGGUUGAAGAUGCCCAAGGAAAUACAGAACACAAGCAGACGUUCCCAAACAUACUGAAGAAGGGCUAUCUGGAGAUCAGGAAGAACCACGACAGUUACUGGCAAAGCUGUUACGCCGAACUCUCACCCUACAACUUACGCUUCUACAGCCUGGACAGCAGCGGGAACCAAAGCCUGUAUGCCACGUACCAGCUGUCACACUUCCAGAGCAUAUCUGUGCUAGGCAAUCUGGAGGCCAGGAUGGUAGACACUGUUCUCUAUGACAACUCUCAGCUGCAGCUAAAGGCGGAGUCCCCGUGGGAGGCACUGGACUGGGGGCAGAAGCUCUGGGAAGUGGUGCAUGCCGCUGCACCCAAUGGCACGGGCCGGCAGGAUGAGCUGGCAAACUCACCAGGGUUUGGUCAUCAUGUUGACUGUACACAGAACCACUGUUUACAGAAGAAAUCCAGUGGGCUGCUGUCCACCCCUGUCUUGGAGAGCCCCAAACAGUACCAAAACAUCCUCAAAUCAGGGACACUCUACAGAUUGACCGUCCAGAACAACUGGAAGGCGUUUACAUUUGUGCUGAGCAAGGCCUACCUGAUGGCCUUUCACCCUGGCAAGCUAGACGAAGAUCCGCUGUUGAGCUACAACGUGGAUGUGUGUCUGGCGGUGCAGGUAGACAACCUGGAUGGCUGUGACUCUUGCUUUCAAGUCAUUUUCCCCCAAGAUGUCCUCCGGCUCCGGGCUGAGACCCGCCAGAGGGCUCAGGAAUGGAUGGAGGCUCUGAAGACAGCAGCCAACGCGGCGAGGAGUUCCGAGCAAAACCUGCAAGUCACACUGCGGCCCAAACCCAAGGAGCAGAUAGGUGGCCACGAGCUGCGGAAGAACAAGCGUCAGUCGGUGACCUCCAGCUUCCUGAGCAUCCUGACAACCCUGUCUUUGGAGCGAGGACUCACCGCUCAGAGUUUCAAAUGUGCAGGAUGCCAACGAUCUAUUGGUCUUUCUAACGGCAAGGCCAAGGUGUGCAAUUACAGUGGGUGGUACUACUGCAGCAGCUGCCACGUGGACGACAGCUUUCUCAUCCCAGCACGAGUCGUUCACAACUGGGACACUUCAAAAUAUAAGGUGUCCAAGCAGGCCAAGGAGUUCCUGGAGUACGUGUAUGAAGAGCCCCUGAUCGACAUCCAGCAGGAGAACCCCAUACUGUACCUCCACGCAGAGCCGCUGGCCGCUGUGGUGCGGCUGCGGCAGCAGCUGAAGUCGCUCCGGGCCUAUCUGUUCAGCUGCCGGGCGGCGGUGGCCGAGGACCUGCGCCGCAGGAUUUUCCCCAGAGAAUACCUCCUUCAACAGAUCCACCUGUAUUCUCUCGCUGACCUGCAGCAGGUGAUAGAGGGCAAGCUGGCUCCGUUCUUGGGCAAGGUCAUUAAAUUCGCCACCUCGCACGUCUACAGCUGCAGUCUUUGUAGCCAGAAAGGGUUCAUCUGCGAAAUCUGUAACAAUGGCGAGAUCCUCUACCCCUUUGAGGACAUUUCAACAAGCAGGUGUGAGAGCUGUGGCGCCGUCUUCCAUUCCGAGUGCAAAGAGAAGUCCGUCCCCUGCCCGCGCUGCGUCCGCCGGGAGCUGCAGAAGAAGCAGAAGUCCUUCUGGCGCCAGCUGAACGUGGACGAAAGCCUGGAGGAGGCGUGCACCAUGUUCGAGCUGUCCUACCAGAACACCUGACUGCAGGCCGGGCCGCUCUCACCCUCCACCGCCCGCGGGGCCACUCGGGCCCGUGCAGAUGAGGCUGUUUCUCCUCCAGCUAGAUGUAGAUAUCUAAGUUAUUUAUUUAUAUUAUACACACCUAUACGUCCCAUACGUAUGCUUCGUAUAACCCACUGUCCAAGAGGUCCACAGAGAUCCCGCGGCUGAACUCCUACCAGAUAGCUGGGUUACACUUGGCCAUGAAAUUCAGCUGCUUGCUCCCGGCAACUGUGGUUUACACACAUUGCUCUGUAGUUCAUUCCCCUACACUCACACCGGCUCUAAGGGCCGGGCUUCCUGCCGCACAGGCAUCAGAAGAAGCAUCUCCCACGGCUAAGCUCGGGGUUGUCGCUGAGUUUUAGCCUUUGCUAGGGAAACCAAGGCAGAGACCACUGUCAUCUGCUGCACAUGGAAAUCUACAAAACACGGCGCUUCUGGAUCCUUCCAGGCGCCGGAGUCCUUGGCAGAGACUGGAACAACAAAGCAGAGCCGCACCGCAGAAACCCAGAGGGUCCCUCCCUCCAACAGAAAACAGGAGGAGCAGAGCCGCCCUGGGUUUGAAGUUAAUCCCUGAAAAGUGACUACAGAAGGCCCUCGGUGGCCAGUCACUGCCUGUCCUCUGUCUGUUUGCUGGUACGAAGCCCAGCCCCUGCCCGAUGGUUACCUGCCAGAGUGGGCACAGACAUCCUAAGAACAGGUUUCCAAGCACGGUGUGGAGGAUGUUGGUUAUCUUUUUCAUAGUGCGGGCCGGGAGGGAAUGUCCCGGGAUUGUCCUCAAGCAUAUCAGUGCAUAGACUGCUAGGCGUACGCCACACACAUCUUGGGGGACACGAUGUUUUCUCUCCUGGAGGCCUGCAUGGGCAGUGCCCACCUGUCAUUUUGAAUGUUGUGUUUCUCAUUGUCCUUCGGAGCACUUUUGACCCUUCACCAGUCCAUGCGACGCCUCCUGCUUUUGUAUCCUGGGUGUUGUGUUUGUUUGGGAUGGGGCGUCUUUUAAGAAAGGGGCUGGCUGUAUAUCCCUGGCUGGCCUCAAACUUGUGAUCCUGCUGCCUCAGCCUCCCAGAUGCUGGGAUUACGGGUGUGCGCCAACAUACCUGCCCCGGCUUUACUAGUUUUUAAUUAUUUAAAAAAAAAUUAUUUACACUUAAAAGUUAUACAAUUAUUAAAGAGUAACAUUUUGAAAAAUAUCAACCUAAAUUAUUAAGAAAAUACCAAACGUAAAUAGAACUCAUGAAUUUAACAUUAUUGAAAUAAGUAGAUAUAUACAUACGUAAUUACCACCUUACAGUAACACAAAAAAGUAAACACUGUCGUCGUAGGCGCGAGAAGUGAAUCACUUCGCCCUUUGGAGGGUAGCGUCCUCCCCCUGCAGUCCCCUCCUAAGAGUGUGUAGUUAUCACUGUGACCAAGAUGGCUGGUGGGACGGCGCUGGGAACCGAUGGCCAGCGUGCCUGCUGCCUUACCAGGAAGUAGCUCGUUCGUUCGUCUGUCUUUCACCCUGAGCUGAUGCUGCCCGUUCUUCCCUCCUUCCCCCUUCGGGAUCGUCCCCCCUCUUCGCAUCUGGGGGGGACGCUGGCUCACUGAGCAUGCGUCCGUCCGUUUCCUCUCCAUGUCCACCCCCGCAGGCCCCCGCUCUUGACGCUCUCUCCCCUGGGAGACAGUCAGCGGACUUGUGCAGCCAGGGGUGAGCAUCCCCCUCUCAGCCCACACCGUUUCCUUUGGCCCCAGACCACGAAGUUCAGCGCUACACGUGCGUUUAUUCCCUGGCUACCUAGAAGCUGUAACCAAGGCAUGAAACUUGGUAAAAGGCCAGGGCCCCAUUUACCAGACACCCCACGGUGCCUUUUUUAAACUCUUGGAAAAGGCUGACGCCCCCUCGCUGGAGUGGUAGGGAAUGUCGCUCACGAAAGACAAGGGUGGGAAGUCUCCAGCACUUGGCAAAAUAGGCAAACAGAUUUGAGAGUCUCCCUUCCUCCCCCCCCCCCUUCGUGAAAUACAGUAUUUAUAUUUUCCAGCCUCGGAGAGGAGAGCAGAACAUGAUCUUUCACGGGAGAAUUAUAGACCUGCUUAUUAGGAAACAGAUGUGCUCCUGUGGCAGAGUGCCUUCUCUCUCCACCCCAGUCCCUGUCACUGCCGCUUCGACUUUGACUUGGCUGUAAUUCAUCUAUCUGUGAUUCUGACUGUCGGGGAGGCUGUGCCCAGCACACUGAGCGCACACACACACACACACAGGUUUGCCCUGUGUACAGAACUCACAGGUACCCAAGGUCAGACCUGCUCCAAGUCAAGGGUGAAAUCUGAAUCCCUGCUCUAGACACCUGAGUUGUCCCCACUGUCCCCUUAGAGGGCCCUGCUCUGUGUGUAUGUGUGUGUGUGUGUGUGUGUGUGCAGACCUUGGGAGCUCCUAAGAACUUUGCCCGGACAUUGCUUUUUGCUUUACUUUUUAAAGGGGAAAAAGAUAAAUGCGCUGUCAACGAUCUGGACCUGGAGCCAUGUCCCUGCCACUUCUCUUUUCUCUCUUGCUGUGUAUCUCUGGUAGCCUGGUCCAUGCCAGCCCUGGGCUCGCAACAGCCAUCUCUGCCACCACCACCCAAAUCUGAGAGGACACAGUGGAGCCAGUUUAGGAGUUGGGUCUACCAUGAAAAUUCAAAAUUGCUAUUUUCAGCCCAGAAUGCCAUCGAGUGCAUGAAGGCCCUUACUGUUUUGAGGUCUAACAAAUUACUUGGUGCAGUGUUAGGUAAUUGUUCUACUGCUUAGAAACCACCGAAACAAAAGCAAGCCUGUGGAUUUCCACCUCCUUAUCCCAUCUCAGUAAAUAUCGUACACGUUAAAGCAUAAUGGAAAAUGGCCCAUUAAUCUCCUGGAGCUGGCAGUGGAGUCUGGGGAACUGCUUUUUCACUAAACAGCCCAUUCCCUGGUACAGCACAAGAAUUCCCUCCUGCUCAUGCCAGAAACUCCUGUGUGACAGCAUCCAGCCUGGGGGAAGUGUUGGCACCCAACCUCAGCGUCAGGAAGCCAGUUCCUAAAAUAGACCGGGGUUUGCACUGCAGCGGGAAGGCCGCGGAGUGUUCCAGAGGCAGUCAGCUGCGUUGGGAGCGAGUUCUUUCCAGGGCUGCCCGUUCCCAAAGUCGGAAGCAGCUGGAUCUGAAGACCAUGGAAACCCUCUGCUUCCCCCCCUAAACUGGACGUGCUGAAUAAGGGCCGUCUUUUGGGAGCCUUCGCAUUUGAUGAGCUGAGAGGGAACCACUUCUUAAUUCUUCUAUAAUUGGCCCUACCAAUAAAAGGGAAUAUGACAACAGUGCGAUUUGCAGGUUCUGCUACAGUCCUGAGAUAGUCCAGUGUUGACUCCCCUCAUCUGCCCCCAAACAAGUGUCUCCGUCACUCCGUCACUGUGGCUAAGUCCCAGGGCACCCUCUGGUGAGGUCUGGCCUCGUCUCUGCUUGUCAUGUGUGCGCACUGAAUGUGAGCACCCAUGGGUUUCUUUCUCCACCUCCCUAAAGAAGCUCGGCUUCCAGCCUUGCAAGUCCAUUCUCUUUCUGUGGGCCAAAAAAACACCAGACACAAACUACCUGUGAGAGCAGGACCACAGUGAUGCCACACACACACACACACUGAGCACCGACUCCACAGACCGCUGCCAUCCAGGAAGUGGAGACACGUGCUGCUGUUCGUUCUGGGGAGAGCCCAGCCCCUCCCCCUGCAGAUUAGCCCUCUGUCACCUCCCAGGCUUUAUUGAAAUCGCUAGAUUAAGAACUGAUCUUUGACCCUUUGUUGGAAUACUGCCUGGUUCCAACACAGACUUGAUUUUAUUUUGUUUUAUUUUUUUUUUCUCAUGCUAAAUGGAGAUGUGUGCCGCUUUAUGUGGGGAGUUUUCUACACUACUUUUCAUCUUCUGAAAUAAUGUGGAGAAGUCAGGAAUUUGAGACAAUGGGAAAAAGCUGGCACUGCCCUCCACGGCAUGGCUGGACCACUGACCUUUCUCCUUAUCCUCUCUUGUUGAUGGUGGGCGUUUGGAGCCUGGGUCACUGCCCUGCCCCUUCCCCCUGCCUGUCCCCAGGUUACAAUUGACGCGAAGAACCCCCUCAGCUAAGCUAACCCAUGCUGAUCUCUGUCACAGGGACAGCGGUCUUGACAGUUAAGUCUCAGCACCCACCAGUCCCUUCCUGUAGACAGUUCUGUCCUUUCUUUGGAUUCAGUGCUCUCCGACUCAAGAAUUUCUUUCCGGUAUGUUUUAGUGGGUGCGGGGCUGAGAUUAAAAACUCCACACCACUAUAAAACUAUAAAACUCCGUUAAAGAAAAAAAUCAAAGAGGAAGCAUGGGGCAUCUCCCAGCCUGACUGCACCUGUCAGAGGUUUUCUUAAGAUGGGCUCCUGGUGAUCAUGGCAUGGACCACCGGCUUCAUGGAGUCGGCUCUGGUGUGAUGGGAAGCGCUGGCGAGUGGAACGCUGGUUCCUGUGCCGGAAUCUCUCUCUCUCUGAGGAAAGAGGCCACUGACUGCUCAUCUUUUUCAGAAAGCCCAUUAUUUAGCAGGCCAGAUGACUAAGACACCUGCAGCAGCUUUUCCACAGUUGGGUCCCUCUAACUAGCCAUGGAAGUGCAGAGCAACCCUGUCCCCUCCCUUGACUCUGCCGCCGCCCUUCAUCCUCAGCCCCAGUCCAGACGGUCCAGGCGUGGGCCUCUUGCUAACAAAGCACCUAGCAGAGAGCUGGCCUCCAGCUCCCCCCUCACUGUCCCUUUCCCCGUAGGAGUGCCUUAUAGUCUAGUGUAUGUAGUCUGACCCACUGGAAGCCUCCAGGCUCCUUCAGCUAACUACCCAUGGAUCCCUUCGCUCUUCCGGCCGGCUGCUCUUCAGUGCUCACUGCACCCUUGCUUAACCUGGUGCCUUAACUUCACAAGUAAAGGGAUUCACACUGCACACACGCUCUUCAAAUGUCACAUCGGUUUCUUCCACGCCGCCGCUGGCACUUUUGACCAGGAAGUACAAAAGACAUAAUCAUACGAUGUUUUGACCAUAUUUUAUGUUUCCUAGCCACUCUCUGCUUGCUUUCAUUAACCAAACUCAGGGGAAUGUCAUGUCACCAAGGUCAAGAAAGAAACUAGCUACCCAGAACUGAAUAUGUAAAGUCUACCAACUCGGUGUUUAUUAAGUUCAAAAGUAACACCAACACAAAGAUUUUUUUUUUCUUCUACUGUAGAAAGAUUUUCGGUUUUUGCCUCCUGUGUCCCACAUGGGAAGUGGGAAGCCUCUGGGGUACACCUUGAUGACGGUGUCCCCUGUGUGCAGCCUGGGGAGUCCACGAGGCCACCGAAGCAGGCUUUGCCGUGGGAGUGUUCCGCCUUUGGUGGUGGCCUGUCAGGCUCCUAGUGUAAACAGUUAUCCGCUGUCUCUGGGGAAUGGCAAAAGAGGAGAAUGUCAAGGCUGCAGGUGAGGAACAGGAGUGUGGUGAUGCAGAAGGUUUCCGUACAGCGUGUUCUCGGCCUCCUGGAUCAGAUCCGCAUCAGUUCCCCUUAGUUCUGCUCAUGCGGUACAGAAUCAAUUAGGAUUUGGCAUCUGAGCGGUUCCCUCACUCCGUGUUAGUUAUUUGUAAUAGCUAAUGGGCUAAUUCAUGUGUUCUUUGUUGUCUGGGUUUUAUUGCCUUUUGUUUUUCGUUAAUUUAUCCAUAUUUUUGUUUACAUUAUUUUUUUAAGAUAGUAACUGUAAUAAUGUCAAAGUGAACUUGUGCUGUUGAUGGGACAUCUCAUUUUUUACAGGGAUCUGUCACAUAAUUUAAGUGCACCCAUUCCAAAUUGUAUAAAGUUCUCUCAAUAAACAACAAUGAAAGUA